Molecule: messenger RNA, 1086 nt
Organism: Symbiodinium sp. CCMP2592
Lineage: Eukaryota; Dinophyceae; Suessiales; Symbiodiniaceae
Source: the annotation of a GenBank genome assembly
AUGGAGAUUGAGCGGGUCCUUCCCGAAGACAAGCUCCGAGAAGAAUGGGUCAUGCCUGUGAAGCGCCCGAAGGGCAAGCGAAGCAUCCGUCCGAAAAGCCUCAAGAGAGUGAAGUGGGAUGAAGAGGAUUGGGAACGCGAUCACGGUCACAAUCCCUGGAGUUCCUUCGCUUUGGCUCCCGCCAGAGAGAAGGAGAUGGUGGCAAAGUCGUGGGUAGAUGACGCUCGGCGGACGGCCCGGGAACGCGCGCAGCAGGAUCGGCAGCGGCAUCGCAUCGGCGACGAUGUGGGGACUGGCCCGAGCAGCCCCAAUGCCUACGUCGAAAUCAGAGAGAGGUGGGAUGGCCCUGAGCAGGAGGCGGUGAAUGUCGUGGUGGCUGAGGAGCUGGACAUUCCCCCUGAAACAGCUUCAAGACUUGUCAAUCUCGGUGCAGUAUGGUUCUACGACGAGUUCGAAGAACGGGACUGGAUUCGAAUCAUGAAGCCGCAGAAAGUUCGUUACGACACGGUGCUUCGAGUUUUCCCGAAUCCAGAGCGCUACAAGACGUGCUACCUGGAUGACUGGGACGAAAGGAUCAAGAAAGUCGAUCGGGACUUCGUCGUCGUGGACAAGCCGCCGCUUCUCCCUUGCCAUGCGCAUGUUACCAACGGAAAGGAGACGUUGAGCCGUGCUGUGGCGGAUGGACUCAACGUGCGGUCAGUCCAGGAGGUUGAGCUGGGCAUGGACGACAAGAACAUGACGCCCAUGACCUGCAUUGAUGACGAGGUUUCCGGGCUGGUGAUCCUCGCGCGCCAUGAGAAGGCUCGAAUUGUCUGUGAGGAAUGGUUAAAUGAAGGCAAGUUUGUGUUUGAGUUCGUGGCGAUCUGCACCAAUGAUGUGGAGAAAGGCCACUACCGCCACUUCUACAUGAAGAAGAACGCAAAGUCUGAGCUUCCAAAGCCAACCCUCUACGAUCCUCGGCACAGGGCUUCCGUUCAUUAUGCUCAAUCUUUUGAGUUAUUCUUGGCAUCGCCUGCAUUGCAUCAAGAACUGAACGGGGCCUGGACGUCUGAAAAUAUGGGCUGCGAGCUCACGAGUCACGACUAG